Limulus polyphemus (Atlantic horseshoe crab) is the source of this 1451-nucleotide messenger RNA. It is a transcript of the gene Der-1, whose product is annotated as derlin-1-like. The coding region runs from base 144 to 902 and encodes 252 amino acids. The record is from RefSeq and is a predicted model, not a curated record. The transcript has 10 exons. Gene Ontology annotation, biological process: endoplasmic reticulum unfolded protein response. NCBI's taxonomy places the organism in Eukaryota, Metazoa, Arthropoda, Merostomata, Xiphosura, Limulidae. Gene Ontology annotation, cellular component: Hrd1p ubiquitin ligase ERAD-L complex; endoplasmic reticulum membrane. Gene Ontology annotation, molecular function: misfolded protein binding; ubiquitin-specific protease binding.
AUUUCUUAUACACGUUUCAUAGACUUUGUGGUAUAAGUUAAAGAAACGGGAGUAGGGAGUCUAUGUUAUCGUGGGUGAUGUAACACUAAUUAAUGAUUUUACUCAUAACUGAAAAUAAGUAGUCGGAUUAUUUCGAUUCCAAGAUGAGUGAAAUUGGAAACUGGUUUCGUAGCUUACCUCUGUUUACUCGUUACUGGUUUGGUUUAUCAGUUAUCUUUCCUCUUGCUGGAAGAUUUGGUCUUUUGAAUCCACGUUAUUUCAUUUUGGAUUAUGCUGGCUUUAUCCAUCAUUUUCAGUUUUGGAAGCCUAUUACAGCAUUGUUCUACUACCCCCUUGGACCUUCGACAGGAUUCCGAUACUUAAUGAACCUGUAUUUUUUAUACAACUACUCCAUUCGUCUUGAAACAGGUAUAUUUACUGGACGUCCUGCAGAUUAUUUAUUUCUGUUAUUGUUUAACUGGAUCUGCAUUGUUAUAGUUUCUCUGCUAAUUGACAUGAUGCUUUUGAUGGACUCCAUGAUAAUGACUGUGGUAUACAUUUGGUGCCAGUUACAUAAAGAUGUCAUAGUUACUUUCUGGUUUGGAAUCCAGCUUAAGGCUAUGUAUCUGCCAUGGGUAUUGUUUGCAUUCCAGUUCAUCAUGAGUGGUGGGGGCUUUGAUGACUUAAUAGGCAUACUAGUUGGUCAUCUGUAUUUCUUCUUGAUGUUCAAAUAUCCACAAGACUUUGGAGGAAGGGCAUUUUUGCAGACUCCACAGAUUCUAUAUAAAUUCUUUCCUAAUCAACGAGGCAUGUUUGCUGGCUUUGGACAAGCACCAACACCCAGGCGGCCUGGAGGGGAUGAUGAAAACCAACCAAGAAGACGUUACAACUGGGGUCAAGGACAUGUUCUUGGAGGAAACUGAAGUUUAUGGUGCUGAUAUUUUAUUGCAAAUGACGAAAUCAGUAAGAACCACUGCGAGUCCUGAUAAUUAAAGUCAUGAAACAUUUCUGCCUUAACUUGCUUCAGUAACUCUCGAUAUUGAAUUGGAAGAUGAGCCUAGAACAUCAACUCAACAACAAUUUCUCUUAUGGAAUUAAUGAAAAAUUAACAUUCAAAUAAUUUUUUCACUAAAUUUUGAUUCAUUUCAACUUUUCUCUAAAUGUGUUUAUUCCUUAUUCAUUAUCCUUUUCAACAUUAUCUUGGUGAAAGCCCCCUCCUCCCCAUAGAAAUAUUUCACUGUAUUUUCAUUUUUUGUAUUUGUAUAUCUAUUUACAAUGAUAAUUAUUAUUUUUAGAAUCUAGUUUAUAGUUUUAUAAACAUGUCCCAUGCAAAAUGGAUGUAAUUAGAAGCCCUGUACAUUCUAACUCUUCUAAGAUUCUUACUUGGCUUAAUUUCUUUGUAACACUGUGUAUGUUCCAUCCAGCCAAACAUUGCAUAAAAUAAAACAGAAUAAAGUUUUCAUUUCACCAUA